This is a messenger RNA of Paramormyrops kingsleyae, 2708 nucleotides long. RefSeq lists its product as uncharacterized. Gene Ontology annotation, biological process: regulation of transcription by RNA polymerase II. Gene Ontology annotation, molecular function: protein binding; DNA-binding transcription factor activity, RNA polymerase II-specific; DNA binding. Gene Ontology annotation, cellular component: nucleus. The record is from RefSeq and is a predicted model, not a curated record. NCBI's taxonomy places the organism in Eukaryota, Metazoa, Chordata, Actinopteri, Osteoglossiformes, Mormyridae.
UGGGACGGAGUUUCAGUUUCAUUUUCCCUUUCACAGGAGUAAAAAGUAACUUCCGCAAGAGACGCCGGCGGGAACUUUCAUAAAAAAGAAAAAAUUAGCACGGUAAAGAAACACAACGUCUUAACUCAGCAAUCGAAGCAUAUAGUACGCCAGGGGUAGUGUCGCAUCUUGGGAAGUCUGGUUUUCGUUAUUCGCCGAGCAAGCAGGUUAUUUGGGCAAAUAAAUAUAAGCAAGGCCUGUAUCGGGCUCAUCCUAUGAACAUCUAUGUGAAUGGUACUGAAAUCUUAAUGAUCGAGAUUUGACCACAAAAACUCAAACUAUGAAUCCGUUAGACUUUAAAACCAACGAGGAAUUAACCGGAUUUUUCCGCUGCAAGAAGACCGAGCUGUCGUGCAUGGAACAGCCGCAAACGUUCCUUCGUCAACUAAGAGACCACGGCCUUAUUCCCGAGGAUAAAUACAAGAAAGUGAUAAAAACGAAGAUCAAGCAGAGAAGGGUGGAUGGGGUCUACGAGGUACUGGACUGGCUGGAGACGACGCGGCCCGAAAACAUCUCGGCCUUCUGGAGAUGUGUUUUCGAAGACCACAUCCUCCAGCAGUACCCGAUUCUGCGCGACAUGCGAGAAAGACUGCUGGGCAAGUCCUCGACUUCUUCUGGAAAGCUGUCAGAGAAGAAAGAAACAAUGGAGGCAAAAGAAGGAAAGGGGGUCAAAAGAAGGAAAAUAGAGGAUGGAAGUAAGGCAGAGAACCUGGAGGAGACAGAGAGCUCUAAAGAGGAGGAGAAAUUGGGGACGUCCAGAUGCUGGCCCCCUUUCAAAGAAAGCAAGACAGAGGAAAACUGGCUUGUGGUCUGUGGAGUCAAGAAGGGGCUUCUUUACAGAGACAAGCUAGCCAGAGGGGAGAAAUGUAUCUUGGCAGACCAACGCUGGUUUUACCCCUUCGAGUUUGAGGAAUAUGGAGGGAAAAAGACCAGCCGGAACUGGAAGAUCAGCAUCCGCUAUCAGAACAAGACCCUGCAUAGGCUGAUACAGGAGGGUCAUUUGAUAUGUGGAAAAUUUAAGCAACGCCGUUCUCGGAGUAAUGAGAGAUUGAGACCGAAAUCAAAAAAUCAAGCAGAAGUCUCCACCUCAGGGUCUAAGUCAAAGAGACAGCUGGAGGAGGCCAGAGAAUCAUCAGCAGGGGGUGCAGCGGCCCAUGACAGAGGGGAUGGUGUGAAGAACCCAUCCCAGUUUGGAGGAAACCGUCUUGCGGUAACUUGUGGAUCAGCUAGAGGGAUUCUACAUAAAGAUCGCUUUGCGACAGGGUUGCUGGGGAAGUGCAUACGGAUGGAAGACAAGUGGGUGACACCAGUGGAUUUUUUGAAAGAGGACCCAACAUUAGGUGACAUCGAUUGGAUGAGCAGGAUCCUGUGUUUGGGAGUGCCCCUCAGCGACCUCCUCAAGAAAAAGGUCCUGCACUUUCACCAACUCCAGUGUGAUUGCAGACUGUGCACCAGUAAAGCUCAGACCUUGCAGGACCAAAACAAUGACGAUGACUGCUUCAUAUGCGAUGUGCCGGGCUGCCUGCUGUGCUGUGAUCAGUGUCCGCGUGCCUUCCACUUUGAGUGCCACGUCCCUGCUGUGAAUAGAACUGUGGAUUACAGGGACAAGUGGAUUUGCACUUACUGCGUGCUGAAGAAUACUCAAGGUUGGCGCCACCCCUGCAAAAUGACACUCCAGAUUGCGCUGGAGAGCCCUAUUUCAGCUCGCCUACUGGACUGCCAGUACCUCCUGUUGUGUCUGUACAAGGAGGACAGGGAAAAGGUCUUCAAAAGUGACUCCCAGCGCUUGGCAAGUUCAAAAGUCCAGGAGCCAAUGUGGCUCGACAAGAUUGCGGAGAAGCUGCAAAGCAAGUCCUACUCCACUGUGGGGCAGUUCUUCUCAGAUGUCCACCUGAUGUUUCGAAACCAGGGGAAAUGUUUUGCGAAGCUGGGCACCAAACUCACCAGCUUGUUUGAAGAGGAAUUUAGGAAAGUCUUCUUCAUACACCCUUAACCUCAGAUACUGUACUUGUUGUGUCUAAGUAUAUCUCUGUUGUAAGACUAAAUGUGGAAACUUAAAGCAUUUGGAAAAUAUGACGAUGUAUUACAGGCCAGACUACUCUGGAUGCAGGGGUGGAAAGUAACAGUAAAAAGCAUUUUUUUCUCUUACUUAAGUAGUAUGUCAGUGGAUGACUUUUACUUGAGUAACAUUUGGUGUGGUAUCUUACUUUACCAUGAGUAUGUAAAUUGAGUACUUUUUCCACCAUUGCCUGGAAGUAAAAGUACUUAUAGAAAAGUGGUUGUCACAUCUGAUGCAGAUUUAAAAUUGGAAUCUGCAAAUGACAUGCCAGGUGAGAUAAAGACUACAAUACAGGUGGCUACAAGGCCCAGGGUGAGUAAUUUAACUUCCAGUUCAAUAUUUGAUUACUUGCUCAUUCGAAGUUGUUUUAAAUGCAUUCUACUUUGAUAAUUAUGCUUACGGUUGUGGUAAACUUAAUAGCACUGUAUCUGUAAAACAAUAUUUUAUCUGUCAGCUAACCUGCAAACAUAUCAACUGCCUGCUUUUAUAUAAUCAGACAAUCAACUUUUGCUGUAAAAGAUUAUCACUAUAAGGAUACUCUCAGAAAGCAGAAUGACAUGAAAUGCUUGUAUUAUCUUAUGCCUUUAAAAUUUAAAGCUGAAUUUCACAA